AUGGUUACAAAGUUCUACCAGCAUGCCCUUGCCGUGGCCUUUGCUGUGAAGGAGAUCAAUGAGGAUCCCCAGAUCUUGCCUAAUGUUACGCUUGGAUUCCAUAUCUACGACAGCUACUAUGAUGCAAAGAUGACUUAUCGGACCACCUUGGACCUGCUCUUCAAAUCAAGGAGCUUUCUUCUCAACUACAAAUGUACUAGACAGAAGAACCUGAUAGCCAUCAUUGGAGGACUUGGUUCUGAUACCUCUUUUUACAUGGCAGAUAUCCUUGGUCUCUACAAGAUUCCACAGCUCACCUACGGUGCACUGGUCCCUGGGAAGGUUGAUUCCACUCUGGUCCCUUCAUUGUAUUCCAUGGUCUCCAACGAAGCCAAACAAUACUUGGGGAUUCUUAAAUUGCUUCAACAUUUUGGAUGGACCUGGAUCGGGAUCUUCACUCAUGACAAUGACGAUGGACAGAAGUUCCUACAAACUCUGGAAGCUUUGCUUUUCCAGAAUGGCAUUUGCACAGCUUACAGACAAAAAAUCCCACAGCGCAUCCGUUUGGAUAACUUUGAAGAAAUGAUGGAAAUAACCUCAUAUAACAAUGUAGCUUUAACUGAUCACAAAACCAAGGUGUUCCUCCUCUAUGGAGAAUCAGUGACGCUGGUCCAGCUGAGAUUCAUUCUAUUCCUACAAGACCCCAGAAAUAAAUUAAAAGAUUCAUUUAUGAAAGUAUGGGUCAUGACAAGUGGCAUUGAUUUCACACUAUCCUUCCUGCAAAGAAGUUGGGACCUGGAUUUUUUCCAGGGUGCCAUUUCCUUUACAUUUCACUCAAGAGAUCUUCCAGGGUUCAAUAAGUUUCUUGAAGGCAUAAAACCAUCCAAGACCAAAAGUCAGGGCUUCCUGAAGGAGUUUUGGGAGCGAGCAUUUGACUGUACUUUUCCAAAUCCUGAUAUGGAAAUAGAGAAGAAUGAAACGUGUACUGGAAAAGAGAGAUUACAGGACCUCCCCGGGCCUCUAUUUGAGAUGGGAACCACUGUACAUAGCUACAGUAUCUAUAACGGUGUUUAUGCAGCAGCACAUGCUUUGAAUGCCAUGUUGUCGUCUCAGUCCCAUCAGAGAUCCUUCAGGAAGGUGAAAACUGCUGAACCUUUUGUGCUGCAACCUUGGCAGCUCCAUCCGUAUCUUCAAAGGGUUUCUUUCAACAAUUCUGCUGGUGAGACAGUGUCCUUCAAUGAGCAAAAGGAAAUGAGAGGUGGAUUUGACGUUGUGCACAUGGUCAUUUUUCCAAACAGGUCCUUCGAGAGGGUGAAAAUUGGAUGGAUAGAUCCAAAUGGACCCCAAGAAGAUGAAUUUGUCAUCAGUGACAAUAGGAUUUUGUGGCCUAGAGCUUUCAAUCAGAUGGUCAUUUUUCCAAACAGGUCCUUUGAGAGGGUGAAAAUUGGAUGGAUCAAUCCAAAUGGCCCCCAAGAAGAUGAAUUUGUCAUCAGUGACGAUAUGAUUUUGUGGGAUAGAGCUUUCAAACAGGUCUGUCCCCUUUCAGUGUGUAAUGAACAGUGCCAUCGUGGAAAACACAAGAAAAAGAAGGAAGGGGAAAAAUUUUGUUGCUAUGACUGUGUUCCUUGCCCUGAAGGGGAGAUUUCAAGCAAAACAGAUAUGGAAAAAUGCUUCAAAUGUCCAGAAGACCAAUACCCAACCAAAGGAAAAGAUGACUGCAUCCACAAAGUUGUAACAUUCCUUUCUUACAAGGAACGUCUAGGGUUUUCUUUGGCCUCCGUUUCUAUUUCAUUAUCGGUGAUCACUGCUCUCAUAUUAGGAAUAUUUCUUAAGCACAGAGAUACCCCUCUGGUCAAAGCCAACAACCGGGACCUCACCUACAUUCUCCUUAUCUCCCUCCACUUCUGCUUUGUGUGUCCUCUCCUGUUCAUUGGUCAACCCAGUGAAGUCACUUGCCUUCUCCGACAACCAACCUUUGGCAUCAUCUUCUCCGUGGCUGUUUCUUGCAUCUUGGCCAAAACCUUCACUGUGGUUGUAGCCUUCAUGGCUACCAGGCCAGGCUCCAAUAUGAAGAAGUGGGUGGGAAAAAGGAUGGCAACCUCCAUUGUCCUUUUCUUCUCUCUCAUCCAAGUUAGCCUUUGUGCCAUCUGGCUAGGAUCUUCCCCUCCAUUCCCACAGUUGAACAUGCAUUCUGUGACCGAGGCCGUCAUCAAUGAAUGUAACGAAGGCUCUCUGGUCAUGUUCUCCUGUGUCCUAGGCUACAUGGGCUUCCUGGCUCUUGCUAGCUUCUUUGUGGCCUUCUGUGCUCGCAGAUUACCGGACAGCUUCAAUGAAGCCAAAUUCAUUACCUUUAGCAUGCUGGUAUUUUGCAGUGUUUGGGUGCUAUUUGUUCCAACUUACCUGAGCUCCACGGGAAAAGCCUUGUUGGCUGUGGAGAUCUUCUCCAUCUUAGCUUCUAGUGCUGGAUUACUGGGCUGUAUCUUUUUCCCUAAAUGCUACAUCAUUAUAUUGAGACCUGAGAUGAAUACCAAGGAUCAGCUAGUAAGAAGAAAGAACUGAAGAAUUCAAUUCCUUUACUUUCUGGUACAAUGUUGAUUAGUACGUGUAAGAUUUUGGGAUCAAAAAUUCAUUGUAAUAUCAUAUAUCUUUUCCCCUAAAUGCUACAUUCUGUUGAGAUCUGAGCUGAAUACCAAGGAUCAGCUAAUAAGAAGAAAGGAUUAAAGUAAUGUUGCCCAACAUGAGGAAAUUCCAGGUAUAUGAACUUCUGGAAUAAUCAUUAAUAGCAACGAUAGUUGCAGAAUUCUGGAAUCUGUAGUGCACCCUUCUUGGAGUUGAGAAACACUGCAUGAAUGGAUUUUCUUUUAUUAUCUGUUGUUACUACAUUCAAAUUGUCUGUAUAAGAUUUGGGGAUUAAAACAUUUAUUGUCUGAGCCAUUG
This is a messenger RNA of Pantherophis guttatus, 2916 nucleotides long. Lineage: Eukaryota; Metazoa; Chordata; Lepidosauria; Squamata; Colubridae. The record is from RefSeq and is a predicted model, not a curated record.